Besnoitia besnoiti is the source of this 1872-nucleotide messenger RNA. RefSeq names its product aldehyde dehydrogenase (NAD) family protein. The record is from RefSeq and is a predicted model, not a curated record. NCBI's taxonomy places the organism in Eukaryota, Apicomplexa, Conoidasida, Eucoccidiorida, Sarcocystidae. The coding region runs from base 1 to 1872 and encodes 623 amino acids. The transcript has 10 exons. Gene Ontology annotation, molecular function: aldehyde dehydrogenase (NAD+) activity.
AUGACUCUGCUUCGUUCCACUUUUUCCACGCAUGCCGUGCGGCGCAGUAUGGCCAGCUCGCCACUGGCCUCCGGGGUUCGGUGGCAGGUGCAGCUGCCGCGCGGCGCCUCGCCCCCGGGAAGGCUCUUCUCGAGUGGAAUUUUUUCGUCUGUGACCCCCAGCGCCCCUCAACUUGUCUCCUACGCCGCCGUUGAAAGCUGCAUUUCCUCGCAGGGGGGAUCUGCUGAGCGCGCACAUGCACUGGCGACCGGGCGCCAGAGAAAACGCGCCUUCAGCUCCAGCGUCGUGAAAGCGUUCGCGAACGUCGACCCGGAUAACUUGAGCGGAGCCUGCCCACACACAGUCCAGAACCUCGUUCAGGGCAAAUGGACUACCACGCGUGAGACCUACGACGUCGUCGACCCCAUGAACGGCGAUGCCUUCAUCAAGAGCCCGUACACGAAGGGAGAUGAACUCGAGCCGUUCAUUGCGUCGCUCAAAGCCGUCCCCAAAAGCGGCCUCCACAACCCCCUGAAGAACCCGGAGCGCUACGUGCUGUAUGGCCAAAUCCUUCAGAAGACCGCAUCCAUGCUUCACGACGAGCGUGUCUUUGACUUCUUCACAAGAUGCAUUCUGAGAACCUUCCCCAAGAGCUACAAGCAGGCUGCAGGCGAAGUUCGCGUCGUCCGCGCUUUCUGCGAGAACUUUUCGGGCGACUCCAUCCGCUUCUUGGCGCGCGGCUUCAGCGUACCCGGCGACCACCCCGGUCAGCUCUCCAACGGCUUUAGGUGGCCUUUUGGCCCCGUGGCUGUUGUCAGCCCGUUCAACUUCCCUCUGGAGAUUCCAGUGAUGCAGUUCCUGGCCGCCGUGAUGGUCGGCAACAAACCCGUGGUGAAGACUGAGGCCACGCAAGCUCUUCCGGUUGAACAGUUCCUCAGGCUUCUUCACUACUGCGGCAUGCCGAUGGAAGACGUUGACUUGCUCAACACGCGCGGCCCUGUUGUGUCGGAGUUGCUGACGAAGGCGCCUGUGCGGCUGCUUCAGUUCACAGGAGGUUCGGCGACGGCCGAACACCUCAUUCAGUUGCUCAAGGGCCGCGUCAAGGUCGAGGACGCUGGCUUCGACUGGAAGAUUCUUGGGCCUGAGGCGAAGGCCGAAGACGUGGACUAUGUGGCGUGGCAAUGCGACCAGGAUGCUUACGCGCUCUCAGGCCAAAAGUGCUCCGCGCAGUCUCUUCUCGCUUUCCACUCGUCGUGGAAGGGUCUCGGCUUGCUUGAGAAGCUUAAGGAGUUGGCCAGUCGCCGCAGCUACGACGACCUGACUCUCAGCCCAGUCCUGUCGCACUCCAAUGAAGAAAUUCAGAAGCACGUCGACAGCUUGCUGAAGCUGCCCAACGCCUGUCUCCUGUUUGGGGGCAAGGCCGUGCAGAAUGCGACGACCGCCGCGAUCCCGGCGAAGUAUGGCGCUUACGAGCCCACUGCCGUCUUCGUUCCCCUGGGCUCGAUUCUGAUGAACAAGGAAAAUCUGGAGCUUGCCACUACGGAGCUUUUCGGGCCUGUGCAAGUUGUGACGGAGUGGAAGACGGGAGAAGAGCAGGACCUGUUGCGCCUGCUUGAGCAGAUGAAGCAUCACCUCACGGCGGCCGUGGUCUCGAGAGACCCGACGUUCCAGAACUUGAUUCUGGCCAACACCGUCAACGGGACGACGUACGCUGGCCUGCGCGCGCGGACGACUGGCGCGCCGCAGAAUCACUGGUUCGGACCCGCGGGAGAUCCUCUCGGCGCCGGCAUCGGGAGCCCCGAGGCUGUCCUCUGCACGUGGACCUGUCACAGGGAAAUCGUCUCCGACCAAGGCCCGAUCCCGGCCUCGUGGACGACUCCGCCUCCAUCGUAA